GUAUUGUCAAGUAAAUGGAGGUACCUUUGGACUCAUAUAGACAAUCUUGACUUGGAUGCUGAUGAUUUCCUUGAUCAUAUUGAGAAAUUCGGUCUCCGAUUUUAUGAUCUCUUGAAAAGCGAUUUACCUCGUGUUAAUGCAUGGAUUCGUUAUGCCAUGAGUUGCAACGUUAAGGAGCUUGAGCUCAUCCUCCUAUUGCCAAAUAAGGAGAGAAUUCCUAUUAAGUUGCCGGAUAACUUUUCAAGUUGCGAUUCACUAGUGGCACUAUAUCUGGGAAACGACUUUGUUUUCGAUAUUCCCCCAACAAACAAAUGUUUCCCCAGUUUGAAAGUCCUUCAUGUUGAUGCAAUACGUCCAGAUAGCAAAGACAACUUAGUAUCCGAGUACCGAGCUCUACGAGUGAUGGAAGUUCUCAAUGGAGUUAGAAAUGCCAAGUCUCCAACUCUUUGGGAAAAUACCAUUGCUACUCUCAGCUCUGUUUUUAAUGAUGCUGAUGACUAUUUCCCCGCAUUUCUACAUUUGCUGCAUCUACAAUUGGGGAUUGAUUAUUGCUUUGGAUGGAAAUUAUUGCCGCAUUUCCUAAAAAACUCACCUAUUCUCAAGUCCCUUGUGUUGGAGAAGGAAUAUCCCAUGGACGAAAAGGAUGAGAUGAUGCAAGAAGUUAAUUUUGGGUGGAUUCCACUCGGGUCUGUACCUUAA
Molecule: messenger RNA, 699 nt
Organism: Theobroma cacao (cacao)
Lineage: Eukaryota; Viridiplantae; Streptophyta; Magnoliopsida; Malvales; Malvaceae
Source: RefSeq, a predicted model, not a curated record